This is a messenger RNA of Paramecium sonneborni, 461 nucleotides long. The record is from the annotation of a GenBank genome assembly. Lineage: Eukaryota; Ciliophora; Oligohymenophorea; Peniculida; Parameciidae.
CAUACAAUUAAUUAGGUAUUAAAAUUGGAAAAUGGAUUGAGUUGAGUGAAAAUUUUUGGAAGUAUUAGAAAUUUUUGUUAAUUUAUUGAAUGUUAGAUAUAGUUAAGUCACUUUAACAGGUUUAUAUAAAAAUGGUUAAAAAAUUGGUCGAUGGGCUAUUAAAUGGAUAGAAAAUAAUUUAAAUGAUGUAGAAAUGUAUUGAUAAAAUCUUAAUCAUAAAUAAAGAGGUCAUGGAUAUUAUGAUAAACAAAAUGAAAAAACAGGAAAAUGGUUUGAACCUAGCGAUAAAUUUAGUUUGUAUUGAUUUUUUUUAUUUAAAUAAGGUAAAGUUAAAUCAUUUUUAGUGGUGAAUAUAAAAAUGGUAAAAAAAUAGGAAAAUGGUAAACUUAUUGGAGAAUAGAAAAUAAUGAAAUUAAAGAGAUGUAUUAGAAUAAAAAAUGAUUUUCUUAACUGAUAUUUUA